Molecule: messenger RNA, 824 nt
Organism: Halichondria panicea
Lineage: Eukaryota; Metazoa; Porifera; Demospongiae; Suberitida; Halichondriidae
Product: RNA polymerase II subunit A C-terminal domain phosphatase SSU72-like
Exons: 5
Coding region: 188-769 (193 amino acids)
Biological process (GO): termination of RNA polymerase II transcription
Cellular component (GO): mRNA cleavage and polyadenylation specificity factor complex; nucleus
Molecular function (GO): RNA polymerase II CTD heptapeptide repeat phosphatase activity
Source: RefSeq, a predicted model, not a curated record
CGUGUUUUACUUACACCUUGUGACCUUCAAAACGAUCAACAAGAAGUCGGCAAGAAAGAAGAAGCGCUUUCCAAGAAGACAAGGCUAUCAACCAAGCGCACUGUCCUGUGGAUAUUUCGCGAUACAAUUAUAGGACUUAAUUAGUGAUUGUAUUUGUAUUGUGAAGUAGGUUUUAGCUGCUCACAAAAUGCUCCAGAACCAUGCCAUAGCUGUGGUGUGCUCUUCCAACCAGAACAGAAGCAUGGAGGCACACGGGCUCCUUAGCAAGAAAGGUUACUCGGUGAAGUCCUAUGGGACUGGGUCAGUAGUAAAGCUGCCAGGGAGAGCUGCUCACCAGCCCAAUGUCUACCAGUUCGGGACCACCUACGAAGACAUGUACCAAGACCUCAUGAAGAAAGACCCUCAUUUGUAUACACAAAAUGGCAUCCUAAACAUGCUGGAUCGAAACAGGAGAAUCAAAGCUUGCCCCGAGCAAUUUCAGAAAGCUAAGGAAGAAUUUGACAUCAUUUUCACAGUCGAGGAACGAAUUUAUGAUGCUGUUUUAGAAGAGUUAGAGUCUCGGGGGACUGCCUCCUAUAGGCCAGUGCAGGUCAUCAAUCUGGAGGUGAAGGACAAUCACGAGGAGGCCACUCUCGGAGCAUUCCUACUACUAAAGCUCUGUGAAACGAUGAGCCGGGUGGAAGAUCUCGAGAAUGAAAUUGAGGACAUUAUUCAAGAUUUUGAACUACAUAACGGACGAACACUUCUACACACUGUGGCAUUUUAUUAAUGACUGCAUGCACUGAAAUCUUUAUUAUUGUAUAUACUAUAACACUGAUAGAGUA